This is a messenger RNA of Oryza brachyantha (malo sina), 1005 nucleotides long. RefSeq lists its product as uncharacterized. The record is from RefSeq and is a predicted model, not a curated record. The transcript has a single exon. NCBI's taxonomy places the organism in Eukaryota, Viridiplantae, Streptophyta, Magnoliopsida, Poales, Poaceae. Gene Ontology annotation, biological process: shoot system development; root development. The coding region runs from base 1 to 831 and encodes 276 amino acids.
AUGGCGCCCAGCUUCGCACGCUCCAUCUCCUUCCCGCUCAGCCCCUCGAGGUCCAAGACGCCGGCGUACCACGCCCGCUCCAUCAGCCUCCCCUGCCGCUCCCACCCCAUCCUCGCCCACCUCCACACCCACAUCCGCGCCGUCCGCUCCUGGGCGCAGGACCCCACCUCCGUCGCCUCGGGACUCGCGCACGUCGACGCGCUCCACGCCGCGCUCGCCGAGCUCCUCCACCUGCCCGAGGCCCAGGCCGCGCUCUCCGCCGCCAACGACCGCCUCCUCGACGCCUUCCUCCGCCUCGCCGACGCCCACGGCAGCUUCCAGGAGACCGUCGUCGCGCUCAAGCAGGACGUCGCCGAGGCGCUCGCCGCCAUCCGCCGCCGCGACGGCGCGCGCCUCGCCUCCGCGGUGCGGUCGCAGCGCAAGGCCGGCAAGGAGCUGGCGCGCCUCGCGGUCGCGGCGAGGGAGGGCGCCAGCAGGCCAUCCCGCCUGGGGCUCGGCGGGAGCGCGGCGGAGGUGGAGGUGACCGGGCUCCUGAUGGAGUCGGCCGCGGUCACCGCGGCGGCGUCCGCGACGCUGUUCAACACCGUGGCGUCCAUGUCCGCGUCGGCCUCGGCGGCGGCGUGCUCUUGCCGGAAGACGGCGGCACUGGUGUGCCUGAUCAAGAAGACGUCAGCGACGUCGGAGGAGGAGAAGGAGACGGCGGUGCUGGUGGAGAGGCUGGAGGAGCUGGAGGAGUGCAUCGACGAGCUGGAGAAUGGCAGCGACAAGGUGUUCAGGAGCCUCGUGCAGACCAGGGUUGCGCUGCUCAACAUUCACACACACAUCUUCUAAUUAAUCACGGCGAUCCAUCGAUUCUAGUCAAUGCAAGUGCUGUAAAUAUUAUUCCAAAGUUUUUGUGCAGUUACGUCGCACAUCCAUAUAUAUGUGCUUCGUGAUUGCUGUGUAUGCAUCUGCAUUGUGACAAUGUAAAAAAUCUUCCCAUCAGAGCUGAGCUGAGUCCAUGCC